Messenger RNA from Mastomys coucha (southern multimammate mouse), 1425 nucleotides. RefSeq names its product serine protease 50 (gene Prss50). Gene Ontology annotation, molecular function: serine-type endopeptidase activity; threonine-type endopeptidase activity. The record is from RefSeq and is a predicted model, not a curated record. Gene Ontology annotation, cellular component: endoplasmic reticulum. Bases 40 to 1320 code for a protein of 426 amino acids. Lineage: Eukaryota; Metazoa; Chordata; Mammalia; Rodentia; Muridae. The transcript has 6 exons. Gene Ontology annotation, biological process: proteolysis.
GCCACGCAGGCUGGGCACCAGAGCGCCACGAGGUGCCCGAUGGAGGGCGCCAUUGUGGAGGAACCUAGCGUUGCAAUGGAGUCCUGGUGCGGGGCAGGGGUCCGUGGGCAGGGUUCUCAGGGUCCCCGUGUGCCUGGGGCCUCCCACACCCGCGCCCGCGCCCGCGCCUUUCUCCUGCUCUUGCUGCUGCUGCUGCUGCUCCUGCCUCGGCGGCCUGCAGGCUGCCUGGCCGCAGGAGAACCCCCGGGGACGCUGUCCACCGCAGCCCCGACAGGCCCUGGAGUCUCCUGUGCCUCCAGGGGCAUCUGCCCCUCCGGCAGGCUUCGCCUUCCUCGGCAGGACCAGACUUCAGAGACCACGACGGCUCCACCGAACUCAGAGACCACGACCGCUCCACCGAAAACGGUGGGGGUUGUGGGCGCGGCGGUCACGACUGGGUCCGUUCCUAACAGGAAACCCAGCAACCUCUCCUUCUGUGGCUCCUCCCACGAACCAGACCCUACUCUCAGGGACCCAGAAGCCAUGGUGCGGCGGUGGCCAUGGAUGAUCAGUGUGCAGGCUAACGGCUCACACGUCUGUGCUGGCAUCCUCAUCGCUUCCCAGUGGGUGCUGACCGUGGCCCAUUGCCUGAGCCAGAAACAUGUUAACUAUACAGUGAGGGCGGGGAGCCCAUGGAUUAAUCAGACGACAGGAACCAGCUCAGAUGUGCCGGUACAUCGGAUCAUCAUAAACAGUGGCUACCAACCUAGGCGGUACUGGUCUUGGGUUGGCCGGGUCCAUGACAUUGGCCUCCUCAAGCUCAAGUGGGGACUCAAGUACAGCAAAUAUGUGUGGCCUAUCUGCCUGCCUGGCCUGGAUUAUAUAGUGGAUGACAGUUCUCUCUGCACUGUGAUAGGCUGGGGAUAUCCCAGGGCUAAUGACGUCUGGCCCCAGUUCCAGUACCUCCAGGAGAAGGAAGUGUCCAUUCUGAACAACAAGGAAUGUGAUCAUUUCUACCACAAGUUCUCCAGGAUCUCCUCUCUGGUUCGGAUCAUCAACCCUCAGAUGAUCUGUGCCUCGGACAACAACAGGGAGGAGUUCUGCUACGAGAUAACUGGAGAGCCCUUGGUCUGCUCUUCAGAUGACACAUGGUACCUGGUGGGAAUGAUGAGCUGGGGCCCAGGCUGCAAGAAGAGCGAGGCCCCGCUCAUCUUUCUGCAGGUCUCCUACUACCAGCCUUGGAUCUGGAACCUCCUGAGUGGGGAGCCCCCAGCCCUUCCGGCCCCAUCCAGGACCUUGCUUCUGGCUUUCCUUCUGGUCCUCAUUCUGGGCACUCUGUGACACUGCCAUGUCUCUCCUUCCUUCCCCUCCUCCUGAGUGCUGAUGUGGGGGUGGCGCUCAGCCAGCGGGGACUAGCAGAGAUUAAACACUUCUUCUUUCCAUGUC